CAGAUUCUGAUUUGAUGGCGUAGUAAGAAUACUCACCGCAACUUCCUGUUUGAAGUUGUACGUUACAACAAAGGGAUAGUGUGGUUAUAUUUUAUAAACUUUUUUUUUUCAUGGAGUGUAUAAUGGCGGAUACUACGGCACAGAAGGUUCAGGAAUACAAAGAUUCUUUAAAAACAAAGGCUGAACAACUAUUGCUGAAAGGAUUUCCAGAGAAGAUUGUUAAAUUGAAUGAAUUAUUAGAAACCCCUGGUUUCCGCAACAGGAAAUUGUCAAAUGUUCAUCAAGACUUAAAUGUGCCCAUUCCAGAUCCUAUUAUUCUUAAUCAUUCCGAAAAUGAGUCUACUGCAAAGAAACGAAAGCUAGACAAUAGCAUAGAUGAUACCAGUGGAACCAAAGUGAUGGUGUUACCAAAUGGACCUGUACCUUGUAACAAGCCCCUAUGUGAUCUUAUUCAUAUAGUUAAGCCUUAUAUUCGACAACUAUUAGAAGAUUCUAAUUUGUUGAAAAUGUGGAUUUCAUUUUUGAUUCCAAAAAUCGAAGAUGGUAAUAACUUUGGUGUGUCCAUCCAAGAAGAUACACUUGCAGAAAUACAAUCAGUGGAAAGUGAGGCUGCUGCAUUUUUCGAUCAGAUAUCUAGGUAUUUUAUCUCUAGAGGAAAGAUUGUUAGUAAAGUUGCAAAGUAUCCACACAUUAGCGACUAUAGAAGAGCAGUUCAAGAAUUAGAUGAAAAAGAAUAUGUAAGCCUGUGGCUAGUUAUGUGCGAAGUCCGUAAUCGUUAUUGUUCUCUGCACGAUUUGGUAAUCAAGAAUUUGGAGAAGAUCAAAAAGCCACGUUCUUCCAACGCGCAAUCUUUGUAUUAAACAUUAGCCUCAUAUGCUAUUUCUAUCGGAUGGUGUACAGGAUUGUAUGGGGAAAAAGAAGCAAAACGGAAAAGGAAAAAAGCUACGUGAUAGAGAGAGUGUCAUUCUCGACUUUUCGAUAGAAAAUUUGAAUUUUCCUUUUUUUUUUUUUUUUUUUUUUAAAUUAAAUCGCCUUGACGUUGACUCAUUGACAUUCACUUGAGCCAUAUCCAAAACAAUAAAUAAAUACAUAUAAAAGAAGAUAUAUUCAGCAUCAUUCACGGAAAUAAGUUCAACUACAGUUGAUUACAAAAUUAAUUUUGAAUUUUACAAAAAUUACUACAAAAUUAAUCUACUUAUUAAUUAUUUAAUAUUUCAUUUAUUAUUAAAUACAUAAUUAUUACAAAAUCUGUCAGAAGUUUAAUUUUUCUAUUUUCUUUGCUCUCAUAACGUGGAUUUUUCUUAUUAUCAUAUCUUUUUAAUUUUUACAAAUUCUGCUAUCUAAUUGCACGGUGUGAUGUACUUAUCGAAAACAGAUCCGAGAGUAUUGGAACGUUUAUCUUUUCACCUAUUUGAAUUUAGAAUAUAGUUAAGCAUGUAAUUUGUAAUUUACAGCUGUAAUAUCGUUAGAACAUAAAUCGAGAUAUGACAUA
Messenger RNA from Bombus huntii, 1492 nucleotides. It is a transcript of the gene REG, whose product is annotated as proteasome activator complex subunit 3. Gene Ontology annotation, molecular function: endopeptidase activator activity. Gene Ontology annotation, biological process: positive regulation of endopeptidase activity; regulation of proteasomal protein catabolic process; regulation of G1/S transition of mitotic cell cycle. Lineage: Eukaryota; Metazoa; Arthropoda; Insecta; Hymenoptera; Apidae. Gene Ontology annotation, cellular component: proteasome activator complex; cytoplasm; nucleoplasm. The record is from RefSeq and is a predicted model, not a curated record. The transcript is spliced from 5 exons. Bases 111 to 860 code for a protein of 249 amino acids.